This is a messenger RNA of Ricinus communis (castor bean), 1076 nucleotides long. Its product is annotated as ER membrane protein complex subunit 4. Gene Ontology annotation, biological process: protein folding in endoplasmic reticulum. Gene Ontology annotation, cellular component: EMC complex. The coding region runs from base 182 to 724 and encodes 180 amino acids. The transcript has 6 exons. Lineage: Eukaryota; Viridiplantae; Streptophyta; Magnoliopsida; Malpighiales; Euphorbiaceae. The record is from RefSeq and is a predicted model, not a curated record.
CGAUUUCGGAUCCAACAUAAAACACAAAAGAAGCCGUCUCUGGCUCGACCUCUUCUUGCUUAUAGCUAAAUUUAUUACCUCUUCGUGAGCUUCUAACACAGUAGUGAACGGAAAGAGAGAAUUGAUUCCAAAUAUCUAAAUCCAAUAGAAUCAGAAUCAAAAGAAGAGGAAGAAGAAGAAGAUGGAGAAAGGUAAAGGAGUGAUGGGUUCGGGCCGUAGAUGGGCUAUAGACUUCACUGACAAUUCUAACCUUCCUUCUUCUCGUGACGUCCCUGAUCCUCCUGGGUUCUCUCGUGCCUCUCAAGAUCAGGACGAUUCGACUGUAACAAAGCAGAAAAAAGAUGCUGAAGCUAAUUGGAAAGCUCAGAAAGCUUGGGAGGUGGCACAAGCCCCUUUCAAGAAUUUGAUGAUGAUGGGAUUCAUGAUGUGGAUGGCUGGAAACACAGUGCAUCUGUUUAGCAUUGGUAUAACGUUUUCAGCUCUUUGGCAGCCCAUCAGCGCUCUUCAAGGGGUUGGGAAAGUUUUUGAACCGUACAAAGACAGCAGAGUAGAUCUUAACGGGCCUAAGUUGCUCUUUAUUGCCCUCAAUUUGGGGGGUUUAGCACUGGGUAUUUGGAAGCUUAACUCAUUGGGGCUUCUUCCAACACAUGCAUCAGAUUGGGUGUCAUCCUUGCCUCCUGCUCAGGAGGUUGAAUUUUCAGGCGGUGGCAUUCCCCUGCAUUAAUUAGUUCUACAGAGUAGACGGCCGUCAAUUUGAUGGAUGCACUCGAGCUCGUAGAGGAUAACACUAUUCUUGGUUUAUAAGCCAUGGGCUGCCGUCAUGGAAAAUAUACGGCAUGGAGAGAAUUAUUUGUGUAGGACACCCUUUAGCAGGCUUUGAUUUGUUCUACUGCAUAUAAUGUAGUUGACUAUCAAUGAAUGCCAUACUCAUUAUUUCUUUGCUUUAGUUCCCCAUUUCCUUUUUAAUGUACAACUAAUGAACAACCAUGUUCAAGAUUCCAGCCUUUUGUGCGAGUUCUCUCUCAGAUGAUGUUGAGAUAUCAUAAGUGGUUGUUAAUGGAGUUGAAGUUACCAAA